Molecule: messenger RNA, 1827 nt
Organism: Penicillium argentinense
Lineage: Eukaryota; Fungi; Ascomycota; Eurotiomycetes; Eurotiales; Aspergillaceae
Gene: ilv3
Product: dihydroxy-acid dehydratase ILV3
Exons: 3
Coding region: 1-1827 (608 amino acids)
Biological process (GO): branched-chain amino acid biosynthetic process
Cellular component (GO): mitochondrion
Molecular function (GO): dihydroxy-acid dehydratase activity
Source: RefSeq, a predicted model, not a curated record
AUGCUUCCUCGAACACGGGCCCGCGUGCCCGCGGCUCUCCGCAGCCUGGCUCGGUCCACCAACGCCGCUCGCGCGCUCUCGACCACCCACCCCCGCUAUGAGAAGGAUACCGCCCUUAACAAGGUGUCGCGCAACAUCACCCAGCCCAUCUCUCAGGGUGCCUCCCAGGCCAUGCUGUACGCCGUCGGUCUCACUGAGGAGGACAUGAACAAGCCCCAGGUCGGUAUCUCGUCCGUCUGGUUCAACGGUAACCCCUGCAACAUGCACUUGCUCGACCUCAACAACAAGGUGCGCCAGGGUGUGCAGGACCAGAACAUGGUCGGCUUCCAGUUCAACACCGUCGGUGUCAGUGAUGCCAUCAGUAUGGGUACCUCCGGCAUGCGCUACUCCCUCCAGAGUCGCGACCUGAUUGCCGACUCCGUCGAGACUGUCAUGGGUGGCCAGUGGUACGAUGCCAACAUCUCCAUUCCCGGUUGUGACAAGAACAUGCCCGGUGUCCUUAUGGCCAUGGGCCGCUUCAACCGCCCCAGUAUUAUGGUGUACGGUGGAACUAUCAAGCCCGGCUGUGCCGUGACUCAGAACAAUGCCGAUAUCGAUAUCGUCUCCGCUUUCCAGGCCUACGGUCAGUUUAUCACCAAGGAGAUCACCGAGCCCCAACGCUUUGACGUCAUCCGUCACGCUUGCCCCGGUGAGGGUGCCUGCGGUGGUAUGUACACUGCCAACACCAUGGCCACUGCCAUUGAGACCAUGGGUAUGACCCUGCCCGGCUCCUCUUCCAACCCCGCCAACUCCCAGGCCAAGUACCUCGAGUGUCUGGCUGCCGGUGGUGCCAUCAAGAAGCUGCUUGCCGAGGACAUCCGCCCUCGUGAUAUCCUGACCCGCCAGGCCUUCGAGAACGCCAUGGUUGUUGUCAACAUCACUGGUGGAUCUACCAACGCCGUCCUUCACCUGAUCGCGAUCGCCGACUCCGUUGGAGUCAAGCUCACUAUUGAGGACUUCCAGGCCGUUUCCGACCGUAUUCCCUUCCUGGCUGAUCUGAAGCCCUCCGGCAAGUACGUCAUGGCCGAUCUGUUCGGCAUUGGUGGUACCCCAGCCCUGCUCAAGAUGCUGUGGAAAAAGGGUCUGAUUGACGGCUCUGGUAUGACCGUAACUGGUGAAACCCUCGCCAAGAACCUGGAGAAGGCCCCCGACUUCCCCGAGGACCAGAAGAUCAUCCGCCCCUUCUCCGACCCUAUCAAGCCCACUGGCCACAUCCAGAUCCUGCGUGGCUCCCUGGCCCCUGGCGGCAGUGUCGGCAAGAUCACCGGUAAGGAAGGUACUUCCUUCACUGGUAAGGCACGUGUUUUCGACAGUGAGGAUUCCUUCAUCGAGGCGCUGGAACGCAACGAGAUCAAGAAGGAGGAGAAGACUGUUGUUGUCAUCCGCUACUGCGGUCCCAAGGGUGGCCCUGGCAUGCCUGAAAUGCUUAAGCCCUCUUCCGCUCUAAUGGGUGCUGGUCUCGGUAACUCUUGUGCCCUGAUCACCGACGGCCGUUUCUCCGGUGGUUCUCACGGCUUCCUGAUCGGUCAUAUAGUCCCUGAGGCUGCCGUUGGUGGUCCCAUCGGUCUCGUCAACGACGGUGAUGUGAUCACCAUCGAUGCUGAUAACCGCGUUCUUGACAUUGAUGUCAGCGAGGAAGACCUGGCCGUGCGCCGCAAGGACUGGGAGGCCCGCAAGGCUGCCGGCAAGCUCCCCGAGACUGGUCUGACCAUGCGUGGUACCCUGGGCAAGUAUGCCCGCAACGUCAAGGACGCCAGCCAGGGCUGCGUCACUGAUUCUGUAGAGUAA